AUGCCUUGGACGAGACCUGCCCGUGGUCUCAUUCUGUUCUGGUUUUCUGCCCACGUAGCAGCUGUAUCGAUUAAGCAUCAUUUGGAUGAACAUGACCACAAUAUAGAUGGCAAACAGAAGGAUAUUUCAGAAAUCAACUUAGCUGCAGGCCUGAACCUCUUUGAAGGAGACAUCGUUCUGCCAAGAACCAGAAAUGCCCUGAGAGACUCAACAGCAAGAUGGAAGUUCCCCAUUCCGUACAUCCUGGCUGACAACCUGGAUCUAAAUGCCAAAGGAGCCAUCCUCAAUGCCUUUGAGAUGUUCCGCCUCAAGUCCUGUGUGGAUUUCAAGCCCUAUGAAGGAGAGAGUUCCUACAUCAUCUUCCAGAAAUUUUCCGGGUGCUGGUCUAUGGUUGGCAAUCAACACGUGGGGCAAAACCUUUCUAUCGGCCUUGGCUGUGACUAUAAGGCCAUCAUUGAACAUGAGAUCCUGCAUGCGCUGGGAUUUUACCAUGAGCAGUCGAGGACGGACCGGGAUGAUUAUGUGACCAUUUGGUGGGAUGAAAUUCUUCCAGACUAUGAACACAACUUCAACACUUAUGAUGACACCAACAUCACAGACCUUAACACACCCUAUGAUUAUGAGUCCCUGAUGCACUAUGCACCAUUUUCAUUUAACAAGAAUGAAAACAUUCCAACCAUCACUGCCAAGAUCCCUGAGUUUAACAACAUCAUUGGACAGCGCCUGGAUUUAAGUGCCAUUGAUUUAGAGAGACUAAAUCGAAUGUACAAUUGCACUUCAACCCACACCCUGUUGGACCACUGUGCCUUUGAGAAGACAAACAUCUGUGGAAUGAUCCAGGGGACCAGAGACGAUGAUGAUUGGAUCCAUGAGGACAGCAGUCAGCCUGGAAAAGUUGAUCACACCUUGGUGGGACAGUGCAAAGGUGCUGGCUACUUCAUGCACUUCAAUACCAGCUCGGGGGUGACAGGAGAGGUGGCCCUUCUGGAGUCUCGGAUCCUUUACCCCAAGAGGAAGCAACAGUGCCUGCAGUUUUUUUAUAAGAUGACAGGAAGCCCUGCAGACACACUCAUUGUCUCGGUGAGAAAGGAUGAUGGCACAGGCAACGUUAGCAAGCUGGUCCAGAUACAGACCUUUCAAGGAGAUUCUGACCACAACUGGAAAAUUGCCCAUGUGACACUCACAGAAGAGAAGAAAUUUCGCUAUUUUUUCCAGGGCACCAAAGGUGACCCUGAUAACUCAGGUGGUGGCAUUUCUCUGGAUGACAUCACUCUGACAGAGACCCCCUGCCCCAAAGGGGUUUGGACCAUAAGGAAUAUCUCCCAGGUUUUUGCGAACACGGUGAAAGGGGAUACGCUUCUGAGCCCUAGGUUCUACAGUUCUGAAGGCUACGGCUUGGGGUUGACGUUGUACCCCAAUGGUAGAAUCGACAGUGACCCUGGGUAUCUGGGACUCGCUUUCCACUUGUACAGUGGGAAGAAUGAUGGGAUUCUGGAGUGGCCAGUAGAAAAUAGGCAGGCCAUAAUGACCAUACUUGACCAGGACCCUGAUGUCAGGAAAAGGAUGUCCUUAAGCAUGAUGUUCACUACUUCCAAGUACCAAACAUCUCCAGCUAUAAAUGACUCUGUCAUCUGGGACAGGCCAUCCCAGGUAGGGGUCUACGACAAGGACUGUGACUGUUAUAGAAGCAUUGACUGGGGUUGGGACCAGGCCAUCACCCACCAGAUGCUGAAGAGAAGACAUUUCCUCAAGGACGACACCCUCAUCAUCUUUGUAGACUUUGAAGAUCUCACCCACCUGAAUCAGACUGAAGUUCCAGUUCCUGCCCAAAGUGUGACCUCCCAAGGUCUCCUUCUCCAAGCCCAGGAGCCUCCUGUCUUGGGAGAAAGCUCCAGAAGAGCCAUGUGGGAGGAAGCCCUGCCGAGCAGCCUAGACCAGGGACAACCCAGCCGACAGAGGCGGUCAGUGAAGAAUACUGGCCCCUUGGAGGACCACAACUGGCCACAGUACUUCAGAGACCCCUGUGACCCAAACCCUUGCCAGAAUGACGGCAUCUGUGUGAACGUGAAGGGCAUGGCCAGCUGCAGGUGUGUCUCUGGGCAUGCCUUUUUCUACACGGGAGAGCGCUGUCAGGCCAUGCAAGUACAUGGCAGUGUCUUGGGCCUGAUCAUUGGCGGCAUCACUGGCUUGAUCUUCUUGACCUUUGUCACAUUUACCAACACUUACCAGAAGCUGAUGAAGUGAGCAGAUCCCUGCUGAUGUCCACCAGACUGCAGAAGGGCCUCCUCCACCCAGACUUCCUUCCUGUACUCAGCGUACUUUGGGAUCAUGUU
Phodopus roborovskii (desert hamster) is the source of this 2333-nucleotide messenger RNA. It is a transcript of the gene Mep1a, whose product is annotated as meprin A subunit alpha. Gene Ontology annotation, cellular component: membrane. The coding region runs from base 1 to 2244 and encodes 747 amino acids. Gene Ontology annotation, molecular function: metalloendopeptidase activity; protein binding; zinc ion binding. Gene Ontology annotation, biological process: proteolysis. The transcript has 14 exons. NCBI's taxonomy places the organism in Eukaryota, Metazoa, Chordata, Mammalia, Rodentia, Cricetidae. The record is from RefSeq and is a predicted model, not a curated record.